AGACAAAGUAGAGUUAACUUUGUAUAUUACUGCGCAUACCCAAGUGUCAGUAUGUCUGGGUCUCUCGAAACCCUCGCCAAACCCUCCGCCUUCUUCGUGCGCCAUGUCCGCACAAACGCGAUCUCUCGUAUUCCUCCUAUCGCUCGUCGAUCGGCCUCACCCCUCCCCUGUCGCAUGGCAGUGUUAUCGCGGGACAAGCUUGAAAGAGAAGCCGCAGCCAAGAGCCCCGACUUGCGUCGUUGCUUAGGCCACCAACGACUUCUCCGCCGCUCAAUAGAAGCUGCACAAGAGGAUGCACGGAAGGCCAUGGCAUCAUUCCAGCUAGAAGAAAGUGACGACGAGGACGAGAUCUUUGGAGACGACGAAGACGCUCCUCCCAGCCCUAUGAUCCGAGAGCAGAUCACCAAGGCUGUCAAAGCAAUGAUCAAGCGUCGUGCAGCCAGUCAAGUUCAAGAGACCGACAAUACCAAUACGGCGCCGCAUCUGGUGCGCGUCAGCUCGAAGAACGAUAGCAGCCGUGACUUGUCAGCGCGACAACCCAAUGCCUUCUACAAAACGCCAUCAGUCACAACGAAACGUCGCAAACCUACCUCCAAGUUUGCCUUUACCCGACUGCUGUGGUCGUCAUCCAACCAACCCGUGCAGGCAAUGGCUAGCUGACAGGGCCUUUGUUGCAUAACGCAAACAUUCGUCAAUCUUACGACCUCCUCAUGAUACCUCUGCAUUUACAACGGCGAUCACAAGCCAUCCUUACGACCAUAGACGUCCUUCUUCUCCUGUUUGCCCAAGUUCUAGCACGUGCAUGUCUAUCAACUAGA
Aspergillus pseudonomiae is the source of this 818-nucleotide messenger RNA. RefSeq lists its product as uncharacterized. The transcript has a single exon. Lineage: Eukaryota; Fungi; Ascomycota; Eurotiomycetes; Eurotiales; Aspergillaceae. The record is from RefSeq and is a predicted model, not a curated record. The coding region runs from base 52 to 660 and encodes 202 amino acids.